AAAGGAGGUGGCGGCGGAGGAGCGGGUGUAUUGAUAGGGGCGCGCACCUGUGCUCGUAUGCUUAUCCGUGAGCGCGCAUGGGAGGGAGCGAAAACGGGUAGGGUUGGGGUUGGUGAGGCACUGGCGCGUUCGCUGCAUCGCAGGAGCUGCCUUCCUGCAUCGCAACUGGCCACCGCCUUCCAGCCGUGUCCCCCAGCCCCUGCUACCGCCGUUGUAGGAACCACUUGUCUUCCCGUUGGAUAAAUGAAGAAAUCCCCGUGAUAAAUAGCGGGCGCUCCGCCUCGAUGGACCCCAGCCUCCCCAUUGCUUUGCCAUGUUAAUAUCGUUAUUUUUUAACAUUCAAAUAUGAAUCAUGUAUCUGAUAUUUGUUUCAAGUCUUCUCGCAAGCAUCCUUGUGUCCUGGCUGAGUGUAAUCGCUGUAGCAUCAACUGUUACCAGCGCAGUGGAGAAUGAAUUUCUGAAAGCUGCAACGUCGCCUGGCGUAAGCAGUGACAACUCAACGCGACACAGGGUAGCGUGUGAGGUCACCUAUCCUUCCAGGCUCAUCUAUUACCUGAACGAAGAUUCAGAGAGCACUUACCAUGACCUGGAUACUAAGACUCGGAACCAGGAUGGAGAGAGUCAGGUGGUGCACCUCUCUCAAGCCAGUUUUAAGAUAGAGGCCUUUGGCUCCAGAUUCAUACUGGAUCUCACAUUGAACAAUGACCUGCUAUCUUCGGAUUACGUGGAGAUCCACUAUGAAGAUGGUGGCAAGCCUGUGCUGUCAAAGGGCGGUGAGCACUGCUAUUACCACGGACAUGUCAGGGGGGGUCAAGACUCUCACGUUGCCCUUUCCACCUGCAACGGGCUGCAUGGAAUGUUUGAUGAUGGAAACUAUGUCUACAUUAUAGAACCCUUACAACAGACCCAUCUGAUAGAUAUGGUCGCCCGGCCCCACAGCCUCUGCCGCUCGCACACGCUGCAGUGGGCCCGUGACCCAGACAGCCUCACGGACGAGGAGAUGCUGCUCUCCUCACUGACGGAGAUGUCCUGGCUGAGGCGCAGGAAGAAACGUGCUAUGCCCCGCAGCGUCUUCGAGGAGAUGAAGUACCUGGAGCUCAUGAUAGUCGCCGAUCACAACAUGUAUAAGAGACACAAGACCAAGCAACACACCAAGAACUUUGCCAAAUCCGUGGUCAAUCUGGUGGAUGGUAUUUUCAAGGAUCAGCUGCACACGCGAGUGGUUCUGGUUGGCAUGGAGAUCUGGACUGAACGGGACCAGAUUCCCAUAAGUGUGCGGCCCUUGGAGAUGCUACGGGACUUCGCCAAAUACCGGCAGCACAGCAUCAAGCAGCAUGCAGAUGCGGUGCAGCUCUUCUCCAACGUGACAUUUCACUACCGCAGAAGUAGCGCCGCCUACUUUGGGGGUGUAUGUUCAUCAAGCCGGGGAGUCGGGGUCAACGAGUACGGCAAUACAUGGACGAUGGCUGCCUCGCUUUUGCAAAGUCUGGCCCAGAACCUGGGCAUCCAGUGGGACCCAGCCAUCAAGAGAAAGGAUUGCGGCUGUGGGGACUCCUGGGUGGGCUGCAUCAUGGAGGACACCGGCAUCCAGCACCCGCGUAUGUUCUCUAAGUGCAGCAUCUCCAAUUACAAGGAGUUCCUGCUGAAGGGGGGCGGCUCCUGCCUUUUCAACCGACCCAACAAGCUUUUUGAGGCGACGGAGUGCGGCAAUGGCUACGUGGAGGUGGGGGAGGAAUGCGACUGUGGCCUGCGGACGGACUGCUUACAGCACUGCUGUAAGAAGUGCUCCCUCGCCAACAGCGCCCACUGCAGCGACGGGCCAUGCUGCAACAACACCUGCCUGUUCUUCCCACGAGGAUUCACCUGCCGCUUCGAGUUUAAUGACUGUGACAUCUCCGAGACGUGCACUGGGGACUCGGGCCAGUGCCCCCCCAACCUCCACAAGCAGGAUGGCUAUGCCUGCCACCUCAACCAGGGACGUUGCUACGCUGGUGAAUGCAAGAACCGAGAGAGCCAGUGCAGAUACGUAUGGGGCCCAAAUGCUGGGGCAUCGGAGAAGUUCUGCUACGAGAAGCUCAACACUGAGGGUACCGAGAAGGGCAACUGUGGGAAGGAUGGAGAGAAGUGGAUCCCGUGCAGCAAGCACGAUGUGUUUUGUGGAUACCUCCUCUGCACCAACAUUGGCCGGACCCCUCGCAUUGGCCAGAUGAAGGGUGACAUCACACCUACCUCCUUCAACCAUCAGGCCAGGCUGGUUGACUGCAGUGGUGGGCACGUCCUUCUGGAUGACGAGACAGACCUGGGAUAUGUGGAGGACGGUACACCGUGUGGGCCCUCUAUGAUGUGCCUUGACCGCAAGUGUCUGCCCAUCCAGUCCCUCAACAUGAGUGCCUGCCCCAGUGGCUCCAAUGGUCAGGUGUGCUCCGCCCAUGGGGUGUGCAAUAAUGAGGCGGCGUGCUCCUGUGAUGCCACCUGGGCCGGGACGGACUGCAGCAUGUCAGACCCCCCGAAGACGCCCCCGCCUAAGGAAGACGAAGGACCCAAGGGUCCUAGCGCCACCAAUCUUAUUAUAGGCUCCAUUGCGGGGGCCAUCCUCGUGGCGGCCAUUGUGCUGGGGGGGACAGGAUGGGGCUUUAAAAAUGUCAAGAAGAGAAGGUACGACCCCAAUGCCAGUGCCAUCUAAGGGGAGACGGGGGACAGCCGUCGCCCGGGAGACGGGGGACAGCCGGCGCCCGGAAGCGGUUUCCCUGGUUUCGUUUUUCAUCUACAGAAGGACUGCACCUAUUGCUGCUCUAUUUUGUCAUUCGUUUUACUUGAAGAAAA
Molecule: messenger RNA, 2823 nt
Organism: Brienomyrus brachyistius
Lineage: Eukaryota; Metazoa; Chordata; Actinopteri; Osteoglossiformes; Mormyridae
Product: disintegrin and metalloproteinase domain-containing protein 23-like
Biological process (GO): proteolysis
Cellular component (GO): presynaptic membrane
Molecular function (GO): metalloendopeptidase activity
Source: RefSeq, a predicted model, not a curated record